This is a messenger RNA of Cicer arietinum (chickpea), 2314 nucleotides long. RefSeq names its product serine/threonine protein phosphatase 2A 57 kDa regulatory subunit B' beta isoform. Gene Ontology annotation, biological process: signal transduction. Lineage: Eukaryota; Viridiplantae; Streptophyta; Magnoliopsida; Fabales; Fabaceae. Gene Ontology annotation, molecular function: protein phosphatase regulator activity. Gene Ontology annotation, cellular component: protein phosphatase type 2A complex. The record is from RefSeq and is a predicted model, not a curated record.
CCUUCAUACAUAAUUCAAAAAAAGACUGAUUCUAAAAAGAAGAUUACAGUAUAAUCUAUAAUCACUCCCUUCCCGUAUCAACCAAUCUCUAAUCUCUUCCCUUAAUUAUCUCUCUCUUUCUCUGUUACUGCCUCUCCCAUUCUUCCUUCUAUCUCACCUUUUCCCUCGCCGGAACUUGUCCGACCGAUCUUAUUCCGCCAUUCUUACCGGCGAUCCAACUCCGAUGAUUCCUCACUAUGAUCCAUAGCUUUCUCAAUCAACCAAUCACUCUCUACCACCGUUCUCCAUUACCUUCUUCACCUUCUUCUUCUUAUUCACUUUUUUCUUCGUUUCGCUUUCAGAUCCGUUUCCCUUUGAUUUCAAAAUCGAGGGAGAACAAAUCAUUCAUGGAUUAGGAUCACCCGAUGAAACGCUUUUCCCCAUGCAUCUCACAAAACCACUCGCUUCAACAAUCAUUAACAAUUUUUGAAUCAGAUUCUAGGGUUAGGGUUUGCUACGUAAUUUUGUUUCCACAAAAUGUUCAAGAAAAUUAUGAAAGGAGGGCACAAAAAGCCCUCCAAAUCCGACUCAAACGAUCCUCCUCCGUCUGGUAACAACCGCAAUUCAUCUGCACCUUCCCCCAAUGUUGUCGUCAACCACGCCUCACGUGGCGGCGCCGGAGGAACUUCUGUUGCUAGUUCUGCCGCUAAUUUCUCCAUGACUCCAGCCUCCGGAACAAUGGAACCGGUUCCUUUGUUCCGUGAUGUUCCGGUUUCUGAUAAGCAGAACCUCUUCCUCAAGAAGCUUCACAUAUGCUGCUUCUCGCUUGAUUUCACCGAUACGCUGAAAAACGUUAGAGAGAAAGAGAUCAAGCGACAAGCUUUGAUGGAACUCGUGGAGUUUAUCCAAUCAGGUUCCGGUAAAAUAUCGGAGAGUUCUCAGGAAGAGAUGAUAAGAAUGAUAUCUAUCAACAUUUUCCGGUGCUUACCACCGGCAUCUCACGAGAAUACCGGUCAAGAGCCUACCGAUCCCGAAGAGGAGGAGCCUUGUUUGGAGCCAGCUUGGCCACACUUGCAGCUCGUUUACGAGCUUCUUCUCAGAUACGUGGUUUCCUCCGAUACUGAUACAAAGGUUGCAAAACGGUACAUUGAUCAUUCCUUCGUGCUCAAGUUGCUUGAUUUAUUUGAUUCUGAAGACCCACGUGAGCGUGAGUAUUUGAAAACCAUUCUGCAUCGUAUAUAUGGAAAAUUCAUGGUUCAUAGACCAUUUAUUAGAAAAGCAAUUAACAACAUUUUUUAUCGGUUCAUAUAUGAAACUGAGAGACACUGUGGUAUUGGGGAGCUUUUGGAGAUUCUUGGUAGCAUUAUUAAUGGGUUUGCUUUGCCUAUGAAAGAGGAGCACAAGUUGUUUCUUGUAAGGGCUCUUUUGCCACUGCACAAACCUAAAUCGGUUGCUAUGUACCACCAGCAGUUAUCUUACUGUAUAACUCAGUUUGUUGAGAAGGAUUUCAAGCUGGCUGAUACGGUUAUUAGGGGCUUGUUGAAGUAUUGGCCUGUUACAAAUUGCCAGAAGGAAGUUCUCUUCCUUGGAGAACUUGAGGAAGUGUUGGAGGCUACACAAGCUGCUGAAUUCCAACGCUGCAUGGUUCCACUUUUCAAACAGAUUUCCCGCUGCCUCAAUAGUUUUCACUUUCAGGUUGCAGAGCGAGCCCUCUUUUUGUGGAAUAAUGAGCAUAUUGUGAGCUUAAUUGCUCAAAACAGGACUGUGGUAUUACCAAUAAUAUUUGAAGCGUUUGAGAGAAAUAUUGAAGGUCACUGGAACCAGGCAGUUCAUGGGCUGACUGUGAAUGUACGCAAAAUGUUCAUCGAAAUGGAUGCAGAAUUGUUUGAAGAGUGUCAGAGGCAUCAUACAGAGAAACGGGCAAAAGCCAAAGAUGUGGCAGAGCAGCGGGAAUUGAACUGGAAGAGACUGGCAGAAGCGGCUGCACAGAACGGCGUGGCAGAUAUGGUCACAGAUUAGUCUUGCUAGUUUUAAUGCCUCAGCUCUGGAAGUGUGAAUUAAAUAGGUGGAGGAUGAUGAAUAUGCUCCUCUUUUUCAUUUUGGUGCAAUUAUUUAUUGGUUUCUUUUUUUUUUUGUCAGCCUAAUUCUUUUCUCCUCUUCCUUCUCCUUAUUAUAUCAGUUGGAUAAUUAGCAUUUUGAAGAAAGCAGUGAUUAAUGUACUUAUUGAAGUUGUUAGCAAAUGUCUGGUGCUUAAGAAAUAUUUCUGUGAAAUACUUUCUUGUAUUUGUCCCUUUUUGCAAAGAUAAAUACGGAAGAUUUCUUUUGCUUUGUUUGA